This is a messenger RNA of Cuculus canorus (common cuckoo), 5687 nucleotides long. It is a transcript of the gene RNF43, whose product is annotated as ring finger protein 43. NCBI's taxonomy places the organism in Eukaryota, Metazoa, Chordata, Aves, Cuculiformes, Cuculidae. The record is from RefSeq and is a predicted model, not a curated record. Gene Ontology annotation, molecular function: frizzled binding; ubiquitin protein ligase activity. Gene Ontology annotation, biological process: ubiquitin-dependent protein catabolic process; Wnt receptor catabolic process.
UCCACCUCCCCAUUGCAGGGGCCUUGCACUCUUGGAAACCCGACGAGGCUUUGCCAACGGCUGAGCCCGCCGCAGGGCGAGGACGCAUUCCCGAGCGGUAUGUGUGGCCGGAGCCCGUUGCUGGUAGCAUGAGCGCUGGCCCCCUGCGGCAGCCGGCUCUCCUCUGGCCUUGGCUGCUGAUGGCGACGCUGCAGGCAGGACUGGGCCAGCCAAGGCUAGCGCUGGCGGCUGUGGGCGAGCCAGAGCGGGCGGCAGCGCAGAAAGCCAUCAUUAGGGUGAUCCCCCUGAAAGUUGAGCCAAUCGUCCUGGAAGGGGAGUUUGCAAACGUCGCUGAGGUGACUCCAGCUGAGGGAAAACUGCUCCAGUCCCACCCGCUGUCCCUGUGCAACACCAGCGAGGAUGAACACACCGAGUCCGGGUUCAUCACCAUCGUCAAGCUCGAACAGCCAGAUCGGGAUCCCAACCCCUGCCUGUCACUGGCCAACAAGGCAAAGCUGGCAGGGGAGCGUGGAGCUCGUGCGAUCCUUUUUGACAUCACCGAUGAUGAAAGCGCUGCUGAUCAGCUGCGAAAGCCCAGAGGUCUGAGUCAGCCCGUGGUUCUGAUCAGGGGCCAUGAUGCUGAGCUUCUCAUGGGUGUCGUGAACAAAAACAGAGAGGCCCACGUGAAGAUAGAGGUCAAGGAGCCACCAGCUUGGCCAGACUAUGACGUGUGGAUCCUUCUCACGGUGGUCAGCACUGUGGUCAUCAUCAUUUUGAUAUUUUUCAUCCGCACAAAGUGCCAUCUGAACAGGACUCAGGACUCCCUGCAGCAGCAGACCAUGCAGGCUAUCGGGCAGCUGGCCACGCGCACAUACCAGGCAAGGAGCCGGCAGGCAUCGCGCUGGGACUCGGCCAGCAGCUGCAGCUCAGCCCCGGUCUGUGCCAUUUGCCUGGAGGAGUUCAGUGAGGGCCAGGAACUGCGGAUCAUCUCGUGCUCCCAUGAAUUUCACCGGGAGUGUGUGGACCCCUGGCUGCAGCAACACCACACGUGUCCACUUUGCAUGUUCAAUAUCCUUGCCAGAGACUCGGUGGACCAGGCCACGUCUGCUGGCUCCAGGCUGGCCCCUCAGGACAUGGAGCCUGGACGACGGCUCCACCUUUUCCGCCAGCACCCAGGACAUGCCCUUUACCACCUCCCACAUGCAUAUCCUCAGAGGAACCUCAGGAGCUUCCCCCCGGAGCCAGCCCAAGGCAACCCUUUCUUCUGCUCUCCAGAGCUCUCCCAGCUGGAUUUUGGCACCAUCCACUAUGUGCCCUACAGGCCAGCCGCCUCUCUGCCUGCCUGCAGCCACUCAUCACCCCUGGCCCAGAGUUUGCUGGGUCAGCAGCAUCCCAACCCCCUGGUGUGUGGGCAGACGCUGCCGCCCCACAGGACUUGCUCUCUCCAGCCCCAGCCCCCCUGCCCAGGGUUCACGGCAGCCCUGGUGCAGAAGCAGCACCGUGUACCCGCCCAGCGCCGGGGCGGCAUCCACGGGCACCAGCACAACAGCAGCGGCUCCGGAGAGAGCUAUCUCACCGAGCACAGCGGGUACCUGGCAGACGGGCCAGGCAGUGACUCCAGCUCGGGGCCUUGUCAUGGUUCCUCCAGUGACUCUAUGUUGAACUGCACGGAUAUCAGCCUGCAGGGCAUCCACGGCAGCUGCUCCACCUUCCGCAGCUCCCUCAGCAGUGACUAUGACCCCUUUGUGUACUGCAGCUCUGAGGGACCUGCCACAGACAACGGCCAGAAGCAGCCGCGGCCACUGAGGGAGACACGACCCAGGUCCUUGGACCUGGUGGUGCCUGGGGGUGCCGCUCCAGCCAAGCCCCAGGUGCUCAGCCACAUCCACUACCACCACCACCAGCACCAUCACUACAGAGGAGACACAGACUGUCUGCCUGGGCGGGCUGGGCAGCGCAAAUCCCGCUCCUCUGGGGCCAAGGUUGGCUUCCACAGUGCUCGGACACAAAAGAGAACUCAGAAAAGCCCUCCCCGCCAGCAGUCUUUGGAAAGCAGAGCUGGGCUACAGGAGGCAGCUCUGGCAGGGCAGGCAGCCUGUACUCAGCAAGGCUGGGAGCCCCCUCGUGCCCCCUCUGCUGCUUCAAACAGGUUGGACUUUAGUGUAGAUGCCACCAGACAAUCAGGAGCAGCAGGCACAUCUGCUGUCCCGCUGCCCUUGAGAUACAGCUUCCAGAGCCGUCAUCACCGAAGGAAAAGAAAGUGUCCCCUAGAUCCCGACCCUGCUCCCCUGCCCGAGAACUCAGCCUUGCCCAAAUCCUGUGACGCUCACAUUCCUCCCAGCCACCCUGCUGGCCACUGCUGCUCACCUGAAGUUCAGCCCCUGAUCCCAAGCACUCCCCUGCCCUGCGGCUCAGGCUCUCAGCCGCUCUGGAAGUGUUUAGUGCCGCAAUCCAGCUCACAGCUGAAAAAGCAAGAGGAGGGGUUGUUAGGACAAGAGGGAAACCGCAUGGCUUCUGCUGAUUUCUCAGGGACGGGCGCUCCCAGACACAGUGUGAGUCUUCACCCUCACCACCCAUCGCAGCAGGGCAGGCAGGGGUCUGAAGAGGAGGUCCAGGAUGUCCAUGAACACUCAGUUUAAAACACUGGCCUGUUUCUUACUGGAGAGCUGGAGUGGAAAAACACAUUCAGCAUACUGGCUGCAGAGGAGCUCUCGUCUCAUUCUCUGCACAAGCAAUGUGUGAUAACCAGCCCCGACCUGUAUGACCCACACUGAAAUGCAAACUGCAAAUAAGCAACGUGGCACUGUGGUGUCCUCACGCGUUCCCAUGUGGUGAUGGUCAUGCAGAGCCAUGUUCUCCAGGUCCCCUUCUCCUUUGGAGGCACAGGCAGCCCAUCUUCAUCCUGUGGUUUCUGUCUACAUGGGCUGGCUCUUCGGGAGUCACCUGCUGGAGAGCUCGUGGAGUGAGUGCAAGCUGCUAUUCUGGCAUGUUCACGGCACAGAAGGUUUUGCUAAACCUUUCAAAAAUAAACAAGCCUUCGAGACUAAAAGCUGCAGAAAUUAUUUUCUGUGGCCUGAUAGCCCCUGACUUCAUCUCCUCGCUUAGGUCAAAAGCCAGGCUUCUUAAUUUCACUUUUCUACUCUCAGUUCAGAUGCAGGAACAAGCUGUUCUCAAUCUCAGCACUCGCAGCUCUGCCCUGCAAGGUGCUGCUUCUGACUUCACUGGAAUCCCUCAACACUUAGAAUCACUUCAUUGUCCCUCAGCUGACACCAUCAUGGUCAUUUGCUGCAUUUUAUCAGCAGCAGGAGAGGUGAAGACAUGGGAGAAUGUUGGCCUUUCUUGGAAGCAGCUAGGUCUGAGUCUUCCCAUUGCAAAGAACCAACCCUCUCACCUGGCACUGUCAACAAAUCUCUUGCUCAUCCUCGAACUCCUCCACUUACCCUCAUGGUAGGUGUGACGGUUGGCCCUGUUAAGAGCAACUCAUUUUCUGAGCAUAUUUCAAACCUGCCAUGUCCUCAUCCCAGGAGUCAUGGGAAAUCCUUGAGUUCUCAUGGCUCCUGCUUCUCUCCUCCCUCCCUUAUUGCCCCAAGACAGCAAAAAUAUCCAUCGAAAGCAUCCAGAAUAAACGGAGACCAGAGUCCCAUACAUCUCCCAGCCUUAUCUUCAGAUUUCUGAGCCACCUGAAAUGAUCCUGAGAAGGGAUUUUUCAAAAUACCAUUCUGCUUUUUCUAACAUUUUGAUGAUGGAGACAGAAAACUUGGGAAAUUGCCAGGCUCUAGCUUUAUUAUUGGGGAUUUUUACCUCCCAUUUGUGGUUGGGUUUGGGUUUUUUUUUCUGAAUGUCACUAGUUUUUAUCCUACAUCUCCUCAAAUGGGGACAUUCAAGUAAAGCAGAACCUGCCAAAUUCCAAAUCUAGAGAACCCCAAAAGUUUUCAUAUAGCAGGGAAUUAGAGCAUUGGGUUCAUUGCUCUAGAUGAUCAUUCAGGCCAAAGCAUGAGCCAGAUUCCCGUGAAAGUGCAUUUAUACAGCACCAAGUGUUGUUAACCAGAGUUAAUAUGUUGGUGAGGAGACAGCACUGGAGCUGAAGGCAGCUCCCGACUAUCUGAAACCCGGCACAGGGACAGAUGUCCCCAGCUGCUCAGUGCUCAGUCAGCUUUCUGUGUCUUCCUUGGAAGCAGCAGCUUCUCCUCCAGUUCAAGAGAGGGCACUGAAAAUACAGUCCCAGUCCAGGAUAAUCCUGCCCCUGCCUUGCUUCAUUGGUGAGGAAAGCUUUUUACAGGGUUUGCUGCCCUUCAUCUUUGAAAAAGGCAUCUUGUCCCAGCUGCUGAUCAGUCGCUGACAUUUAAGUGAUGGUCUUCAAAGCCUGCCAACAGCACUGCCUUAAACAAACCAUUAGUCUCUUGCUAGCAUUCAGUUCUUCUCGCCUGUGGCGAAGGUACUGCAGGACCAUUCACUCUAGAGAAGAGAUGAAUUUCUUGCAUCAAAGAACCCAGUAGAAUUCUGUUUUACCCUUUCCAGGCUUGUCCUGCAGAGCAAGCAGAAGACAAGAGCUGACAUGUUUUCUCCUUUGCAGGGAAAUCAGUCUUAAACCAGAGGCAAAAAGGAGCGGAUGUAGAUUCCUCCUGCUCAGCUUGUCCAUGGCUUGUCUCCACCAGCUCCCUGCAUCCUCACUGACCACCCUGAAGGGCUCAGAUGGUUUUACAGAAGAGAGGGUCAUGGACUCCAGGUGCUCCCAUAAGGAGUCAAAAAGGCUGAGAGCCGUCUUGCAUUUCACUGCCUUGAAAGAAGAGUGCUGUGUUUGCAGUCUAAAAGUCCUCUUCUCUUUCUCUCUUUAUCCUUAAAAACCAGGAGGGCUCAGAGUCUGUGGCAAGCCCCAAGCUUCUUGGAGAAGGGCACUUAACGCACCCUUUCCCCUCCCCACUGCAGUAUUACCAGGCUGUGCAGGGCAACGCCUGCUUUAAGUGUUUUCCUUUCCCGAUGUUAUGCUGCUGUUCCUUUUCAUCUACAAAACGGCCAUCCUGGAUGCUGGGCCCACUCCCAGGGGCUGGCUGAGACAGAUGGGAGCGUGCAGGUCCGCCUCACGGUGUUCUCCAGUGGGACGAGAGGGAGGAACUCUCCAGGAAGGGUUCUUUCAAUCUCUUCUUCAGUAGAUGGACCACCAGCCUCGCUGCCUGGAAGGGAAGAAGCAACAUCUGAGAAACAAGGAACGACUCCUCUCAGUUCCUGCACCUCUCAUUUCUGGCUGACGAUUUGGAGUGCUCAGCACCCUUGGGUCUCAACACUGAAUUUCUUCAGCAGUGAAGCAGAGCUCAUUUUCCUUCAUUGCAUCCAAAGUCCCAGGUGAAUACUGAUGGAAACCAGAGCAUCCUAAACUCCCUCUGUCCAACCUCAAAGCCCCAGCCCUUCCCCAGGGACCACUGGCUUCCCAGGACCUGGGUACUGAGGGCCAGGAUCUCCUACCUUCCUGCACAGACCCUCCACUCUCCCUUUUAUAAUGUUCAGAUCCUUUGGAAAUGUGAAUAUAGAGGUUUGUUUGUUUGUUUGUUUGUUUUCUUUUUUGUUCGGGUUUUUUUUUGUCGCUGAGUCUGUCCUGGCUCUUGGGGCUUGGGAAUAAAUUAUGACCCCCCAAAAAAACCCAAAGAAUACGUUUUAUAUAUAUGCAAAACUGUGUAUUUAUGUUCGACAGAAACGAAGAUGUGUGAAUAAUG